Molecule: messenger RNA, 2244 nt
Organism: Ziziphus jujuba (common jujube)
Lineage: Eukaryota; Viridiplantae; Streptophyta; Magnoliopsida; Rosales; Rhamnaceae
Product: 70 kDa peptidyl-prolyl isomerase
Exons: 13
Coding region: 280-2016 (578 amino acids)
Biological process (GO): protein peptidyl-prolyl isomerization
Cellular component (GO): cytoplasm
Molecular function (GO): peptidyl-prolyl cis-trans isomerase activity; protein binding
Source: RefSeq, a predicted model, not a curated record
GCCAAAGGCAAAAAUCAUGACAGAGUUUUCUGGAACCCUCCUGACUCUCUCUACCAUUUCGAACUCUCUAGACUCUCCUCUCUCUCUCUCUCUCUCCCCUCUGCUAUAUAAAUUCCAUUAUCAUGGACCUCAUUAUUCGACCAGAAAACUUGUACGCUAUUAAAUACUGCUUUCUCGCUCUCCAUUAUUGUGUUUUUGAUAUCUCGCUCGGCAAUUUUUCUUCCACAAAGAAACAGCGAAAAGGGUCUCGGUGUUGUUCUUUUUGUGGUUGUUUAAGCAAUGGAAGACGACUUUGAGUUCCCAUCUGCCGGAAACGUCGAGGACGAAAUGAUGGACGACAUUCCUGAGGGAGAGUAUGACCCAAUUAGCCCGAUUAUCAAGGUUGGUGAAGAGAAGGAGAUUGGCAAGAAUGGAUUGAAGAAGAAGCUCCUUAAGGAAGGUGAAGGUUGGGAAAACCCUGGUUCCGGCGAUGAAGUCGAAGUUCAUUAUACUGGGACUUUGCUUGACGGAACUAAGUUCGAUUCAAGCCGUGAUCGUGGAACACCUUUCAAGUUCAAGCUCGGCCAAGGACAAGUGAUCAAAGGUUGGGAUGAAGGAAUUAAAACUAUGAAAAAAGGUGAAAAUGCUGUAUUCACGAUACCUCCGGAGCUGGCUUAUGGCGAGUCUGGAUCGCCUCCAACUAUUCCUCCUAACGCCACUCUACAGUUUGAUGUGGAGUUGCUUUCUUGGACUAGCGUUAAGGAUAUAUGCAAAGAUGGUGGGAUUUUCAAGAAAAUACUUGUUGAAGGGGAGAAAUGGGAGAACCCGAAAGACAUGGAUGAAGUAUUUGUUAAGUAUGAAGCUCGGCUUGAAGACGGAACUCUGGUUUCAAAAUCUGAUGGGGUCGAGUUCACUGUUGGAGAAGGCCAUUUCUGUCCUGCUUUAGCAAAAGCUGUGAAAACGAUGAAGAAGGGACAGAAGGUCCUAUUGACAGUGAAGCCACAAUAUGCAUUCGGGGAGACCGGCAGACAAGCGGUUGGUGAUGAAGGUGCGGUGCCUCCAAAUGCAACCCUCCAGAUUACACUUGAGUUGGUCUCCUGGAAGACUGUUACUGAUAUUUCUAAAGAUAAAAAGGUUCUGAAGAAGACAUUAAAGGAGGGUGAGGGGUAUGAGCGGCCAAAUGAUGGGGCAGUAGUUCAAGUGAAACUUACUGGGAAGUUGAAUGACGGAACCAUAUUUACGAAGAAGGGCCAUGACGAGGAACCAUUUGAGUUCAAGAUUGAUGAAGAACAAGUUAUAGAUGGACUUGACAAAGCUGUGAAGAAUAUGAAGAAAGGGGAAAUUGCAGUGGUGACUAUCCACCCAGAUUAUGCUUUUGGCUCGUCCGAAUCACUACAAGAAUUGGCUACUGUUCCUGCUAAUUCAACUGUUUAUUAUGAAGUGGAGCUGCUAUCUUUUGUCAAGGAGAAGGAAUCUUGGGACAUGAAUACACAGGAGAAGAUUGAAGCUGCCGGGAAGAAAAAAGAAGAAGGAAAUGUACUAUUCAAGGCUGGUAAAUAUCUCAGAGCCUCGAAGAGAUAUGAGAAGGCUGUGAAGUUUAUCGAAUAUGACUCUUCUUUCAGCGAUGAGGAGAAACAGCAGACAAGGAUGUUGAAAAUCACAUGCAAUCUUAACAAUGCAGCUUGCCAGUUGAAACUCAAAGAAUACAGGCAGGCCGAGAAGCUUUGUACUAAGGUACUGGAACUGGACAGUAGGAAUGUGAAAGCGUUAUACAGGAGGGCACAAGCAUAUAUCCAACUUGUUGAUUUGGACCUGGCAGAGAUUGAUAUCAAGAAGGCCCUUGAGAUAGAUCCAGACAACAGAGAUGUGAAACUGGAAUACAAAGUUUUGAAGGAGAAAGUGAGAGAGUACAACAAGAAAGAUGCAAAGUUUUACGGCAACAUAUUUGCAAAGAUGAACAAAUUAGAACAAGUUCGUUCAGCAAAUACAGCAGCAAAACAGGAUGCAGUGCCUAUGAGCAUUGAUAGCAAAGCCUAAUGAAGGAAAAGUCUACCUUUUUACUUUCUUCUCCUUCCCUUUCUGUCAUGCUCUCUUACUUUCUAAUGUAAUAGGGUAACCCAAAAAAAAAAAAAAAGUUUGUGUGCUUAAUUUGGGUACCAAGGUCUGUGUGCUUACUUUGAUUACCAAUGCAGUGCAUUUGAAUACCAAUUAGUUUGUUCAUCUUGUAUAAUACAUUUAAUAAAUAGAGGAACUUUAUUUCCAUGA